Molecule: messenger RNA, 408 nt
Organism: Verticillium alfalfae VaMs.102
Lineage: Eukaryota; Fungi; Ascomycota; Sordariomycetes; Glomerellales; Plectosphaerellaceae
Exons: 1
Coding region: 1-408 (135 amino acids)
Source: RefSeq, a predicted model, not a curated record
AUGGACUCACCACGCAGCCACCUGGGCUCGCCGGGCGGGCCCCUCAAUCCAAUAACGCCCGACCGCGCCAACCGCGAGUCUACCUUUAUGGCGUCGCUGCGAAGUGACCUCCGCUCCAGCCCUGUCCACGAUAAGAUCAGCCAGUUCAACACCCUCGCCAUGCAGUCCAAGUCGCUCGAGCGCAAGACGGCCGACGCCGCCCUCAAGCGAGCCAUGCUCGGCCGCGAGGAGGCCGAGGGCGAGAUGCGUCGCUACCGAGACGAGACCAAGGUCCUGCGUGUCCAGCUCGAAAAGGCCCGCGACCGCGAGAUGCGCGUCAGCGAGCGCCUCGAGGCUGUCAUGGUACGCUCCCUCCCUCUCUCUCUCUGUCUCUCCAAAACUCUCUCUCUUCAAAAAGAAUAUCUCUAG